CCAUAGCGGGUUGUUGUUUGUGAUACAGAAACAAAAUGACAAGAGGCUGAUCUUCGGCUGAUUUUCUGACUCUCAGCCGUCUCUCCGGCUGGCUAAUGCUGGCUGGCUAACAGCCGCAUUGUUAUUGUUGUCGCUUCAUCUGGCGGCCACAUAUACACUGCUCUCCCCCAGCCGAGGCAGGGGUCUGGACUACCUGAGUGAUGUGUUUCUGUCCGUCCCGGGAAGAUGGAUGAGAAAUCCAACGGCGGCAGCAGCCACCAUCACCGGCUGCUGAUCGUCCUGCUCAUGGUGUUGCUCUUUGGCGUCAUUAUGAUCCAGUACGUUUGCCCGAGCAGGUCCGAGUGCCAGAUGCUCCACCAGUUGGGGUCCUGGUUUAACGUCGGCAGUGCAACUGGUUCCCGGGGCGGUGGCACUGACAUCCAAGACGGGCUUCAAAAGGAUCCGUACAUCGCAGAAGACGGCGCUCUGGCUCGCUUUGUCCCUCGCUUCAACUUCACAAAAGCAGACUUGAAUCGCGUUGUAGACUUUAACAUCAAGGGGGAUGAUGUUAUAGUGUUUCUGCACAUCCAGAAGACAGGCGGCACGACUUUUGGGCGACACCUGGUGCGGAAUAUCCAGCUAGAGAGGCCCUGCGAGUGCCACGCAGGUCAGAAGAAGUGUACCUGUUUCCGUCCAGGUAAAAAGGAAACUUGGCUCUUCUCUCGAUUCUCCACCGGCUGGAGCUGUGGGCUUCAUGCGGACUGGACGGAGCUGAUCAGCUGUGUCCCGUCACGCAUGGACUCCCGAGAGGCUCCCAAGAACCUGCCCAGUAGGAACUAUUAUUACAUAACCAUCUUAAGAGACCCAGUGUCGCGCUACCUGAGUGAGUGGCGUCACGUGCAACGUGGUGCUACAUGGAAGGCUUCCUUACAUGUGUGUGAUGGACGUUCACCAACGCUGUCAGAGUUGCCAAGCUGCUAUUCAGGAGAUGACUGGUCAGGUUGUUCGCUGCAGGAGUUCAUGGACUGCCCCUACAACCUGGCAAACAACCGGCAGACCCGCAUGCUGGCUGACCUCAGCCUGGUGGGUUGUUACAACGUCUCUGCCAUGAAUGAAGAGGAGCGCUGGGCAGUGCUUCUAGAGAGCGCCAAACGCAAUCUACGGGGCAUGGCCUUCUUUGGACUGACUGAAUACCAGCGUAAGACCCAGUAUCUAUUUGAGCGAACCUUCAACUUGGAGUUCAUUGCACCAUUCACACAGCUCAAUGGCACACGCGCCUCCAGUGUUGAGGUUCCUCCUGAAACGCAACACAGAAUCCGCCAGCUAAACCGAUGGGACGUGGAGCUGUAUGAGUAUGCCCGUGACCUUUUCCUGCAGCGUUUCCAGGUGGCGAGGCAGCAGGAGCGCAGGCAGGCCAGAGAGAGGCGACAACAGGAGAGGAGGCGACUCCGUGGAAGGCUCGCAACAAAGCAAGGAAGGCAGCUGAAGCCGACAGAAAUACCACGUCUGACCAACAGCCAUUCUGCUGUAACUGAGGAGAAGCGGAGGGAGAAGGCAGCUGAAGACAACGUGGAGUCUGAAGUGCUGCUUCCCGACUGGUGGGAUCUGGAUGAGAAUAGCACCAUGGACGACUACAUAGACAACGUGGAACAGUGGUAGUGACGGAAACGAGCUGUAGGGUGUCUAAGUGUGCCAAGUUCUGCCUUGUCUGUUUUCAUCAAGUGUUUUUAGUGUAUGCCUUCCACGGUUUUUCACCAUGAACUGUUUUAAAUUACACAUUAAUUUAUUGAUACUGAUUGUAUUUCUUUGCCACAACUGACAUUAACAAUGGGUACAUUUUCUAGACAGAAGGAAAGACAAGUCUAGCUACCAGGAAUCGUGUACCUUUUGAUGAUGACACUAGCCUUCUACAUUUGAACUCUUGUAAUGUAGCUUGGAACAACGGGGGAUUUAUUUUUUAUUUAACAAAAAAAAAUGUAAUAUGUUUUUCUAUUUAAAAAAAAAAUCUACUAUUGUGAUUAACAAUCUAUAUGUUUGUCAAAUUGUUGUCUCGUAUGAAACGCGUACAUUUUUAAAUGUACCUGUGUUUUAAAGUGUCUUUUCAGUACCAGUCAAGGAGAAUGGAGUUUUCAUAGAUACCUCAAUGUGUAGCAUUAACUGCUAAUGUUGUAAAAUUACUGAAUGUGUCUGUUUUUAUAUAAAAAUGCUUUUACAUA
Molecule: messenger RNA, 2195 nt
Organism: Stegastes partitus (bicolor damselfish)
Lineage: Eukaryota; Metazoa; Chordata; Actinopteri; Pomacentridae
Gene: hs6st2
Product: heparan sulfate 6-O-sulfotransferase 2
Exons: 2
Coding region: 226-1638 (470 amino acids)
Cellular component (GO): membrane
Molecular function (GO): heparan sulfate 6-sulfotransferase activity
Source: RefSeq, a predicted model, not a curated record